GUUUCCGCCCUGCUGGGGGGAGGGGCGCGGCCUCCUCAGGGCCCUCACCUGCCCGUCGGUGGGGCACGUGUCCCCCCGUCCCCCCCCCUACUUGAGUGUUAUGGGGGCUGGGACUCAGCUUCACCUUUUAUUCCUCUUUUUGCGGGGGGGAAAAGCCCCUUUUGGGAUGGCUGCUCCCUGGGGGGUAGGGCCACGCGGCAGGAUUUGGCAUGAAUUAAGUUUUUCAGCCCCGAUGUGCCAGACCUUUCUCUUCCUACAUGAAGCGCAAUCAUGACCGAUCCAGAAUAUGUCCUGUGCAGAUGGAAGACGCGUUUGUGGCCCGCAAAGGUUUUAUCCAAAAUUGUAACUUCCACAAGAUCAGGAAAGACGGCCUCUUUUAAUGUUGAAAUACUUGGUGUGGCUGAACAGACUAAAAUAACCUGUGCAGAUCCCGAACCAUUGGAGAAAGAGCGUAUACAAGUAAUUGCCUCUGAAUUGGGAGACCGGGAGGAGAAACCUACUGAUGAAUUGGAAGAAAUAAAGUAUCGCUGUGCUCUUAAAAUUGCUCUAAAUAUUUUGAAUGGGGAAUCCUCUUCUAAACAAGUAGGCCUCUCAAAUGAGGGACCAGUUACUCGAUCAGCUCGGAAAGAAAUUAAAACACUACUUUCGUUAUCACCUGAUUCAACUAGUUGUCAGGUGCCUCUCCCCAAAGAAUUAAAGGGGCACCAGACCUUGAAGAAAGGGGAACAAAAGAAACAAAGCCCUCAAACUGACCCCAACCCCCCCAAAAGUAAACGUUCUCUCAAUUCAGAGGAGGGAGCUAAACCAUGUAGAAACAGAACAAGAUCUUCAGUAUCUAAAUCUAAGGACCUGAAUAAUGCACGCAAGUCAGAAGGCCAAAAUCACAAGGCAUCCAAAUCGAAAGUAAAGACAUUAAAAAACCAGGAAAAAGUGAAUUCCAAAUUGUCCAAAGCAGUCAGAAGCUCGUCACUUACACGAGAGGAGAAUGUAAAAACCAAGGAGGGAAGAAAAAGGUCAAGAAAGGUAUAUGAACCCUCAUCUCCGAUCACCAAAUUACAAGUGCCUGCUUUCCUUGCACAGAGUACCCCAGUAUCUGCCUCCUACAGUUCUAUCACAGCGAAUGCUUUUGGAAAAAAGGCUAGUGGGAAAAAACAGUCUGGAAGGAGAUUACUGGAUUCUUCUGUGGAAUCUCUAUCAAAUGAAUUGCAAAGUGAAGUCAGUGAAGAGAGUGAAGCUUCAGGAAGGAAAUGCAGAAUCUUAGAGGGGAGCAAGAAGCCAGUGAAUUCAAGACAUAUCGUCCGGAAACGAGCAAGUAAUGCAGUUGCAUCUCCGUGCAGAAAAAGGAGGUGCAGAAGUUGCCCUGAGCCUUUAUGCAGGGCUUCUAACCCUAGAAAGCGCCUCGACAUCUCUCCUCGGCCUAGAGAAGAGAAGAAUAAGAGUAAUUUACGUGCAAAAAAUAUUGAGCUUCCUGACUUUCAGGAAGAUGAAGAAUUGGAAGCUUCUGAUCUGUCUUCAAAGCUUAGUUCUUCAGAAAAUAGCCAUCUUGUCUCAUAUUUAGUAGAUGAGGAAGAUGAAGAACUCCCUAGUUUCCUUUUACAUCAAGAACCAAGUUCGAUCGAACCAGGGAUGCUGGUUUGGUGCAAGUUACGAAGAUAUCCAUAUUGGCCAGCAGUGGUAAAAAGGGUGUCUCGGAAACCUAAAAAAGCAAACGUGCUGUUAAUAGAAGGAAAUGUGAAUUUCAAGAAUCCAAAGGGUUUUUCAACACAUCUUAGAAACCUGAAGCAUUUUGACUGUGAAGAAAAGCAGAAGCUAAUAGACCAAGCCAAAGAGGACUACAGCCAUGAGGUUGAGUGGUGCAUUGAAUUGAUUUCAGACUACAGAAUUAGAGUAGGUUGUCAUUCUUUUACAGGCUCCUUCUUAGAAUAUUUAGCUGAUGAUAUCAGUUACCCCGUUCGAAAAGAAGUCAAUCGAGGCAUAGUCCAGAUGACCUUUCCACACGUAGCGGAGGAAGAUCUUGAAGAGUCUGUUUUGGAAACUCCGUCUGACAAGCCAUCCAAGAAAGUUCUUCCUGAUAGAAUGAGAGCUGCCAGAGACAAAGCCAAUGAGAAGAUUGUGGAGUUCAUCGUGAAGACAAAGGGGGCUGAGGAGCAUCUCCAGGCUAUUUUGAAAAGCCAGAAGCAGUCUCGGUGGCUGAAAGAAUUUUUGAAUUCCAGUCACUACGUGACCUGUGUCGAGACCUACCUGGAAGAUGAGGGGCAGUUGGACCUUGUGGUGAACUAUUUGAAAAAAGUCUAUCAUGAAACGGAUGCCAGAAAUCUGGAUUUAGUAAAUGGCGAUAGAAUAAAAUUUAUUUUAGAUGUCCUCUUGCCUGAAGCCGUCAUUUUUGCCAUUUCUGCAGUGGAUGAUAUAGACUACAAGAAAGCGGAAGAAAAAUACAUAAAAGGACCGUCGGUCAGCAAAAGGGAAAGGGAAAUAUUUGAUGAAGAAAUUCUAGAACAAAAAAAACUGGAGCUGUUGGAUACCAAACUGGCUUCUGAAGACAGCAUCUAGAAAAAGUGGUAGGGAACUUAUUAAAUCUGCACUGAUGUUAAAUGUAUAUAAUGGAGAAGAAAAUACUUGUAAAAACUUCAUAUUUUAUACAAAACUUUUUUUUAACCGAUAUGUAAAUACACUUCAGUGGAUGUAUUGAAUCUUGAAGGUACUCUGUUGCCUUGAGAGCUGAUCGUCAAUCAUUAUUCUUAACUUCUGUGUAAAGGAGCUGGAUGUAGUACUUGCUACAAGUAUGUAAUGCCAAACUCCUUGUAAAACUUGGUUUAUGAAGACAUGAGAUGUUCUUUACAUAGUGCCAGCUGAUCAGUUUGCCUUCAUCGCACUCUACUUGAAAUGCACUUCAAAGCUAUCUAAAAGGGAGGAAUAGGAAAUGUUUUGCAAGACUUCUUGAUCUAACCUCAUAAAUUUGUUUUAUUUUAUAUGAAUUAUUCUAUCCAAAUAUUAUGAACAAAGGGCUGUCAGUCUCUGAUUUAACUUGCAGUGGUAACAGUAUAAUAAGCGUUACAGGAUUAUGUAGCUUGUGGUGACUUCAUUGAAUAUAAAGUACCUGGCUUUUUGUUUUAACAUCCUUCCAAAGAGUUGAUGUCCUUGCUGUACUUGUAUUUGUUGACGGGGGAAAUAAAAAUGUCACCCAGUAAAGAAA
This is a messenger RNA of Alligator sinensis (Chinese alligator), 3193 nucleotides long. RefSeq names its product PWWP domain-containing protein MUM1 (gene PWWP3A). Bases 271 to 2550 code for a protein of 759 amino acids. NCBI's taxonomy places the organism in Eukaryota, Metazoa, Chordata, Crocodylia, Alligatoridae. The record is from RefSeq and is a predicted model, not a curated record. The transcript has 15 exons.